Molecule: messenger RNA, 1917 nt
Organism: Limulus polyphemus (Atlantic horseshoe crab)
Lineage: Eukaryota; Metazoa; Arthropoda; Merostomata; Xiphosura; Limulidae
Gene: HtrA2
Product: serine protease HTRA2, mitochondrial-like
Exons: 6
Coding region: 338-1765 (475 amino acids)
Biological process (GO): programmed cell death; proteolysis; positive regulation of apoptotic process
Molecular function (GO): serine-type endopeptidase activity; protein binding
Source: RefSeq, a predicted model, not a curated record
UCUAGUUAGGUAUUUGUGGAGGCCGGGCCUCAUGAAAAAUUAGAAAAAUAAACCAGUCGAAGAAUCGCGGAGAAUCGAACCCAGGAUUUUAUCACCGUAAAUCCAUAUUAAUACAUGCAGUUAUACUUUAAAAUAUGCCCUAAUCGCUGACACUGCAAAGCGAACGCAGAACUACUGUGUUAAUUUACGUGCUUUUGCAUCUUUAGAAUGUAGACUGCAGUUCUAUAGGUUGCGCUAUCAGCUUUAUUUUAUUUUAUAUGUGCUUAUAGUCAUUGUCUUUCUGUGUUUACGAUACAGUUGUUUUCUAAAUUUCUGUGAUAUUUUAGGUUCUCUCAUAAUGUUUAUUAUGGUUCAAGAGUUAAAAAACCUUUGUUCUUUUCUGUGUAAAAAGCCAGGUAACUGUUUGUUUUAUAAAAGGAAUAAAUUAAUCAGUAUUCUCGUCCAUGGAAAUAAUCCAAGCAAAGAGUUACGUGGUGUUUUUAGUAAUGGAUUUCGAAAUGUUUGUAAAACUAAAACAAACUUUGAUUCAGAUGCACAAUGUGGUAGGGGUAAACUACAGCAAAUAUUAAAAUUAACAAGGACGAAAUCAAUGAGUCUUGGCCUUGGGUUUUGUGUCGGAAUGAGUCUUAGCAUGGGAAUUUACAGUUUUCUGAAAGAGGGAAACGACAAAAUUAAGAUGCCUUUGUCGUUGGAGAAAAUUGUAAACCAUGAAUGUUAUUCACUACCUUGUGUGAAUGCUGCACAGAACUUUGACCUCAGUGUUGGAAAUAAGAAAGUCGUCUCAGCACCACCAACAUCUCCAACACAAGGUUUUAAUUUUAUUGCAGAUGUUGUGGAGAAAAUAGCACCUGCAGUCGUCUAUAUUGAAAUUAAAGGAUGGCAUCCAUACCAGAAGCAGCUUAUGACUAUAUCAAAUGGGUCAGGGUUCAUUGUAGACUCUAAAGGUCUUAUUUUGACUAAUGCUCAUGUUGUGGCUAAUCGUUCACAUGUCACUGUCAAGCUAUUUGAUGGAAGGGUGUUUGAAGGUCAAGUGGAAAAUAUUGACCCUCAUGGAGAUCUGGCUACAGUCAGGAUAGAUGCAAUUGAUCUACCAACCUUAGAACUAGGACAGUCUCUUAAGCUACGUCCAGGUGAGUGGGUGGUAGCUGUGGGAAGUCCAUUUUCUCUGAGUAACACCAUUACAGCAGGAGUAAUUAGUUCAGUUCAUCGAGCCAGCAAAGAACUUGGCUUACACCAUAAGGAAAUGGAUUAUAUCCAAACUGAUGCUGCUAUUAACUUUGGCAACUCAGGAGGUCCUUUGGUAAAUCUGGAUGGUGUGGUUGUUGGAAUCUGUAAUAUGAAGGUUACAGCAGGAAUAUCAUUUGCCAUUCCAUCUGACUAUGCUGCAGAAUUUCUUAAACAUACCCAAGAAGAAAAAAAAGGCCAGUUUAAUUACCAUUCUAGCAAGAGGAAUGAACAAGAGCACAAGUAUUACAUUGGGAUUACCAUGUUAACUCUAACACCAAGCAUUAUUCUUGAGCUUCUGCAACGAAAUCCAGAAUUUCCACAGGUCCAGAGUGGAGUAUUAGUAUGGAAAGUGGUUGUGGGGUCACCUGCUCAUUUGGCUGGUGUUCAACCUGGUGAUAUCAUCACACACAUUAAUGGUAAAGCAGUUAAAUCUUCCUCUGAUAUCUAUAAAGCUCUUGAGUUAAAUCAACCUCUCAGAUUAACCAUCCAGAGAAAGUAUAAUACUUUAUCAGUAGCAGUGCAGCCCCAUGAACAAUAGUGAUUGGUAAAACUAAAUUCUGAUAGAUUUCUACAUCUUGCUUUUUACUUCUGAAUAUCACAAAAACGUUUGAUGUGACAUUUAAACACAAGCAAACUAAGUAAUUGUAUUAAAACUCUGAAAUAAAAUGUAUAAAUAAGCUAUGUGAUUUA